This is a messenger RNA of Melanotaenia boesemani (Boeseman's rainbowfish), 3629 nucleotides long. RefSeq names its product dynein 2 intermediate chain 1 (gene dync2i1). Gene Ontology annotation, biological process: intraciliary transport. NCBI's taxonomy places the organism in Eukaryota, Metazoa, Chordata, Actinopteri, Atheriniformes, Melanotaeniidae. Gene Ontology annotation, molecular function: dynein heavy chain binding; dynein light chain binding. Gene Ontology annotation, cellular component: cytoplasmic dynein complex. The transcript is spliced from 23 exons. The coding region runs from base 93 to 3260 and encodes 1055 amino acids. The record is from RefSeq and is a predicted model, not a curated record.
CAGACAUUAACCAUCAUGGCGGCGUCAUUACAAAAAUAUCAGCAAAUUUUCAUCGUUUGGAAAGCUUGAAAAACCAAAACAACGACAACAAUAUGCACAGUGAGAAGAAACUAACGAAGGAAGACACAUGGAGACCCGCUGACCUAAGAAGACACAUAAGGGAGAGAGACCACAGUGAUGACUAUGCCAAGAGGAGAGAUGAGAAUGAGAGAAAGCACCGUGGUGGGGAAUCCAUAGAGAGACGCCACAGAGACCCAGAGGAAUCCAGACGAGACAGAGACCAAAGGGAGAGGGAAAGAACAAAAGAGAGGGGGGAUAAAGACAAAACAGACAAAUAUGUUACAAGAAGGAAAGAGGGCUCCCAACCCCGAAGAGCUGAAAAAGACAGGGAAAAACUAGAUGAGAAGGACAGGGAAAAAAUUAAAUUGAUAGAUGAUAAAAGAGAAGACAGGGACAAGAAGAGAGAUAGAGUGGAAAAGCAUGAAAGGGAAAGGGAUAAGGAUAGACACAAAGAUAAGGAGAAAGAGAGGCUACGGGAUGGAGAGAGACACACUGAGGAAGACAGGGAUAAACGGAGAGAAGAAAGAGACAAGGAAAGAAGGAGAGAGGAACGGGACCGAGAGUACAGGAGUGAGAGAAGAAGACAUGAGGAAAGUGAUGAAAGGAGAAGAGAUCACAGAGAAAAGCGGCAUGGGGAGCAGAGUGAUCGGCGACACAGAAAUGACUAUGAAGACAAGAAGGACAAAGACAUUCAAGACAAACAUAGAGACAGAAAGCAUUCUGAGCGGAGAGAGGAAAGAGACUAUAAAGAAGAACAUAGAAGACACAAAGAGGAGAGAGAAUGGAAAUACAAAGAGAGAGGGCAUCAUGAUGAAAAGCAGAAGCAUGGGAGUGAAUCCAGGGAGCAUCAGGACUUGAAAGAAUCAAGUGAAGUGGUCAGGCAUUCCCGAGGUAACAGCGACCGAACUGAAAGGAAUAAACGCAGAGAAAUGCAGAAAAAGAAGGAAGAGGACGCAGAGAUUAGAUACAGAGAGAAAGAAAACAAGGAAGAAGAAGACAUCGAACACAAUCAUAGAGACAGAACCAGCUCAAAGAAGCUGUCAUCUGAGAAAAGUCACAGGCAUGAGAAGAAGGAGGCAGUGACAAAGGUUGUUAAUGAUGAAGAUUUGGCAGAACAAGAAUAUGAAGAUGAUUUUGAGAAACUGGAUUACGAAGAGGAUUUUGAGGAGAUGGAUGAGAAUGCGGAGGAAAGUGAAGAUGAGGAGUUGCUGCACCCAGAUGUGGAAGAUGAAGAGACAAAGGAGCUGACAGCACAACAGAGGAAGGAGAUCGAGGCCAUUCAGAGAGCUAUGGCUGAAGAAAAUGAGAGAGCUGGAACAGCUCAGCCCAGACAAAGUACAAGCAGAGAGGAGGAAGACAUACCUAAAGUCUCCAAAGGCUCUGAAAAGACCAAGAGUACAUCCUCCCAACGUGGAAAAUUCAUUGACUUUGUGGCUGCAAAGCAACGUGAAGUCAGCCAGAAAGUUGCUACAAAACAGAAGAAGCGAAGCACUGAGCUUCUUCGCUUAAUUGAUCUGGAUUUUUCCAUGACGUUCUGUCUCUUGGAUCUGCCGCCUGUCAGUGAAUAUGAUAUGUACAUCAGAAACUUUGGAAAUGCAAAUACCAAACAGGCAUAUGUUCAGUGUAAUGAGGAUAAUGCUGAUCGAGACAUCCAGACGGAGGAAAUAGAGAUGAGUGAGAAGUGGACACAGCAUCCUCCAGAGCACCAUGGAGCCUGUGGGGAUUCAAACCUCUCUCAAGGGGCAAGAGAUGAAACCAGAAGUAAUGUGAACAUUGAUUCACAGCGUCUAACAUCAUUUCUACGCUCAGCCUCACAGGUCAUGGUUGUGCUGUUGGAGGAGGAUCAAGCUGAGAGAAAAUCCCUUAGAAAGUUGAAAACUCAAACAGACUCGCUGUCUUUCAGUGACGGAAGCUUGCAGCUCAACACUAAGUUGCCUUUUCUUCAUGGUCGGCAAAUUAGCCUGGUGCACUUCUCUCAGGUUCAGAGACACACCAUGAUGUCAGUCCACAUGCCCACAGCCAAGCCCAGCGCAGUGCGUCUCGACAGCAGCACCAUCAUCUGUGUCUGGAACAUCUGGGAGCCGUCCAGACCUCGGAAGAUUCUCGUCUAUGAAUCUGAGGUUCAGUGUUGCUGUUUCAGUCCUGGAAAAGCCACACUUGUGUUUGCAGGGACGUCAGUCGGCUCUGUGGUGCUGUGGGACCUGAGGGAGCAUGCUAGUAACCAUUACUGCUUAAAAAUUGGGGAGGAUGAGUGGAUCCUGAGGCUGCCUACUUUCUCUACUGAUGCAGUGAUGGCUGCCUCAGCCCAUUUCUCACCUGUGACAUCUGUCGAAGUUGUUCCCUCCACUGUAGCUCGAGGACUGAGAGCACAGGUCCCACUUCUGGCAUCUGAGGAAGAGUCUACAGGAUUGUCAUUCCAGUUGGCGUCUUUGGAUGAAAGUGGGGUUUUGAAUUUCUGGGUGGUGGUAGAGCUCCCAAAUGUCAACGAGGCUGGCUCUCCAACAGAUCUAGGUCUUCGACCUGGGGGCAAAGUAAAGCUGCUUCACAGCUCCUCUCUUCUCACUGCUGAGAGGUCAUCAGCACGAGAUGUAAAGAAAACAUGGCCGUCACAGACACUGCUUUUAAAGUUCCAUCCAACAGACUCCAAUCAUUUCUUUCUUGGCACCAAUUUGGGUCUGGUCAGCCAUGGAACAAGCCAUGGUCUGAAGGCGUCGCCAAAGUUCUACCGGUUUGUGGAGGGUGAUGUGCGACCUGUUGAUGUCAGCUCAGUCCACUUCUCUCCCUUCAAACCGCAUAUGUUCUUGGUCGGAUGUGGAGAUGGCAGCAUCAGGCUGCAUACAGUCAGCCAUGAGCAGCCUGUGGCAGAGUGGAGGAGCAGCACAGCUGGAAACCCGGUGGUCUCACUGCAGUGGGCUCAGACCCGGCCGACGGUCUUCUGUGUGCUCGAUGCCGCCUCAAACCUCCAUAUAUGGGACCUGUUGAAAAAUGAUGCCCAACCUGUAGUCACAGAGAGAAUGAAUGCUGAUAGGGUGACAGCUAUGGCUGUGUUUGGAGACUCAGGACAACAAAGCACAUAUUCAGGAAUAGCUCUGGCCCAUGAGUCCGGAAAAAUAGAGCUGCAAUAUUUCAGUACAAGUUUUACUGUGUCCAGCUGUGCAGAGGAGGGGAAGUUGGAGAGUUUGGUAACUGAAGCAAUUUGAAUUUCUGCAUCUUUAAACUGAAGUUGAUUCACACCUUUGUUUCUGCAACUGCUUUUAAAUUCUGGAGGAGCAUAAAGUUCAGUUUAUGAAUCCAUUUUUGUGAUAGUCACUUUGUAUAAUCGAUACAAUAAAUGUGAUAUUUUUUUGUUUUGUCUUGUUUUUUUGUUUUUUUUCUUCUUUUUUACAAUAAAAAGUUAAAAACGUAAAAUGUAGCUAAAUACCAAAGAUCAGUACAUUUAUGAUAAAUGUUCAAAGACGCAGGUGUACAUGCUUGUAUAUAUACAUAUUUUUACCUUUUUGAAGAAAUUUCAAUGUGCAAGGUGUUAACAAUUUAUUAUUUUUUAUAUAUAUAAACUGAAUAAAUCUAUC